UAUUCAGAAAAUGGAAUACAAAUAGAAUAUGUGAUAAAUACAUAAAUAAAAUAGUAAAAUAAAACUCAGAAUUAAGAUUACAGAGUUGAGCGACGACCUCAUUCCUCAUUUAUUAGAUCCAUAUCCAUAUUCUUUUUGUGUAAUCCCUGAGUCUGAUCUGGGUUUGUUUGAAAUAAAAAUAAAAUUGAAAUCAGAUGGCCGCUCCACCCGCCAGAGCACGAGCCGAUUAUGAUUGCCUCAUCAAGCUUCUCUUGAUCGGUGAUAGCGGUGUGGGUAAGAGUUGCCUUCUUCUACGUUUUUCUGAUGGUUCUUUCACCACCAGUUUUAUCACUACUAUUGGGAUUGAUUUUAAGAUAAGAACUAUAGAGCUUGAUGGUAAAAGAAUCAAACUGCAAAUAUGGGAUACUGCUGGACAAGAGCGAUUUCGUACUAUAACAACUGCUUACUAUCGUGGAGCAAUGGGAAUUUUACUGGUGUAUGACGUUACUGAUGAAGCAUCUUUUAACAAUAUUAGGAAUUGGAUUAGAAACAUUGAGCAGCACGCAUCUGACAACGUCAACAAGAUAUUGGUGGGAAACAAAGCUGAUAUGGAUGAAAGCAAAAGGGCUGUUCCUACUGCCAAGGGUCAAGCACUAGCUGAUGAAUAUGGAAUCAAGUUUUUUGAGACCAGUGCUAAGACAAACAUGAACGUGGAGGAGGUUUUCUUCUCAAUUGCCAGGGACAUAAAACAAAGACUUGCUGACUCCGACUCAAAGGCUGAGCCUCAGACCAUAAAGAUUAAUCAGCCGGACCAGAAUGGUGGGUCUGGCCAAGCUGCUCAAAAAUCAGCUUGCUGUGGUUAAGAUAGGGUUAGCAGAGAUCCCUUAAGUUGACCAUUUUGUUAUGACAAUUGACAAUAUUGGUAUUGCUUGUAUUUGCUACCCUCAAUUUUUUAGAUGCUAAUAUUAUUUGUUUCUCGUUUUUGUA
Molecule: messenger RNA, 966 nt
Organism: Salvia splendens (bonfire salvia)
Lineage: Eukaryota; Viridiplantae; Streptophyta; Magnoliopsida; Lamiales; Lamiaceae
Product: ras-related protein RABE1c
Exons: 9
Coding region: 195-842 (215 amino acids)
Molecular function (GO): GTP binding; GTPase activity
Source: RefSeq, a predicted model, not a curated record